This is a messenger RNA of Colossoma macropomum (tambaqui), 7986 nucleotides long. RefSeq names its product diacylglycerol kinase theta. Bases 581 to 3391 code for a protein of 936 amino acids. The transcript is spliced from 23 exons. Gene Ontology annotation, molecular function: ATP-dependent diacylglycerol kinase activity. The record is from RefSeq and is a predicted model, not a curated record. Gene Ontology annotation, biological process: diacylglycerol metabolic process; intracellular signal transduction; lipid phosphorylation. NCBI's taxonomy places the organism in Eukaryota, Metazoa, Chordata, Actinopteri, Characiformes, Serrasalmidae.
AGUUGCGCUGCUGUACACAAGAAUCUCAUCUGCUGUGGAGAAAAAGUGCCAACAGGCGAGGGGAAAAAAACAAAACAGCAGUGCCGGUUUAACGUUACGGCUAAGUUUCACAUAUGUCGAUUAAAAGCUGUAAAAAGCGUCCUGCGUUACGAGUCUGGGGCAUGUUUUUGUAUCUCUGAGGUAAAUACCCUGAGCGUUAGCUCGCUGGAGAGUCUUCGGUCUUCAAUCUCAGAAGUGGCAUUUUUGAGUUCACUCGUCUCGCCUCGUCCUCGCGACCAGCUCGGCUUCGGGUUUGUGGCGCUUGUCUUUUUUUCUCGGAUGUGAUUUUUGGCUGUGGGCACGCCAGCCUAGAUUAUUUGGUUGAAGAGGACAGACACUGUCGCUUGAGGAGGAGAAGAAAAUUCACUUUGGUGAAGAAGAUGACUCGGCGCGGUUUAACCUAGCUCCGACUGGCUAGCUAACUCUCCGGCUCAACGGUCGUUUUUCUCCACGAAACCGCUGGACCGACCGUGGUGGUGCUUUCCUUGUCAUUUCCCUCCCGUGUUUCCAAAGCGAGUUCUCAGCGAGGAGCCCAUACACGAUGGCAGACAGCGGACGAAUGAAGCCCGCCGCCGGAGAAAGCCCCAGCUGCGGCAGGAGGAAAGGAGAAAGCCCGGGCAGCUCCAGCUCCAGCUCCAGCCCGGGCUCCAGCAGAAGGAAGCCGCCGCAGUCUCCCGGUUCUCGGUCCAAACAGCCGGCCAACAACAACGGACACUCUUUCCGCAAGGUGACUCUGACCAAACCGACUUUCUGCCACCACUGCAGCGACUUCAUCUGGGGGCUGGUUGGGUAUGUUUGUGAAGUGUGUAACUUGAUGUCUCACGAGAAGUGUUUGAAGCACGUGCGGACCGUGUGUUCCUGUAUGGCUCCUACACUAGUGCGGGUCCCUGUAGCCCACUGCUUCGGUCCAGCCGGUCAGAAGAAGAGGUUCUGCUGUGUGUGCCGGAAGAACCUGGAAGGAACUGCAGCCCUACGCUGUGAGGUAUGUGAGUUGCAUGUUCACAGCGACUGCGCCCCUUUCAGCUGCAGUGACUGUCGCCUGUGUCACCAGGAUGGAGGGCAGGACUAUGACAUGUACCAUCACCACUGGCGGGAGGGAAACAUGGCAUCUGGGGCGCGCUGUGAGGUGUGUCGCCGUGCGUGCAGUUCCUCUGACGUGCUGUCUGGGAUGAGAUGCGAGUGGUGUGGUAUCACGGCGCACGCGUCCUGUUACAUAAUCAUUUCUCCAGAGUGCAGUCUGGGACGCCUGCGCAGCAUGAUCCUCCACCCUAGCUGUGUGCGUGUCUGCUCCCGCAACUUCAGCAAGAUGCACUGCUACCGCAUCUCCGAGACGUCGCAGCAGUGCGAGCUGGAUAAUCUGGAUGAUGUCGAUGUCCAGAGCCCAGUAGCAUCAAAGGAGAAUCAGUCCUCAGGUUCAUCAGAUACUGGGAAGCAGACUCUCAAAGUGUUUGAUGGGGAUGAUGCCGUGAAGCGUAACCAAUUCCGGUUGGUCUCCAUUCCUAGAAUCACCAAGAACGAGGAAGUGGUGGAGGCAGCACUAAGGGCGUUUUACAUCCCAGACGAGCCGCAGGACUACGAGCUCCAGAUUCACGCCCAGCAGGGCCUGCUCACCGAUGACAUCAUCAACCGGAACGGCACACCUGACAACAAGGCGGUGUUUAAGGACAGUCAGCCGGAGGCGUGGCUUCUCCGAGCCAAACCCCGAGAGGUGGAGCUGCUGAAGAUCUACGCUGGCUGGCUCAAGCUUGGUGUUGCCUACAUAUCCAUCACUGUUGGGAAGAGCAGCACUGUGGACUCUGUCAUUAAGGAAGUGCUUACACAGCUUGGGAAAGAGGAUGAAAACCCAGCAGAUUUCAAUCUUGUAGAGGUUUUCAUGAGCAGCAAACAAGUGCAGCGGCAGGUUCUGACUGGUCAGGAGCUCCUUCUGGAGAAGCUGAGAGAGAUCAGGAAGGUUUCUCUGCGGCAGAUGAACCAGACCCGGUUCUACGUUGUGGAGAGCAGGAAUCGGGUUGUGCAGGUUGACCUGCUGCUGGGAGGCUUUCCACUGCAGCUCAGCACAGAGGAGUAUACACAGUUGCUUCAGCAACACCUGGCUAUUAAGAGUCACUUGGUCACCAUCACUCACGUGUAUGCCGGACAAGGUGCGGUGGCCCUACAGAUCAGCUGUUUCUCUGAAGCAGAGCGGAUCUACAUGCUGGCCAAGGACACAAACGUUAACGGCAAACAGCUCACCUCUCUCGUCAUCCCAGAAAUCAUGCAAAGCAAGCUGGCCAAAGGUUCUUGUCCCCUGCUGGUCUUCGUCAAUCCUAAAAGUGGAGGCCUGAAAGGCAGAGAGAUCCUUUAUGGCUUCCGGAAACUUCUCAAUCCCCAUCAGGUGUUUGAGCUGACCAGUGGAGGGCCACUACCCGGGCUGCACACGUUUCGGGAGGUGCCCCACUUUCGGAUGCUGGUGUGUGGGGGAGAUGGGACAGUGGGCUGGGUGUUGGGAGUGCUGGAAUCCAUCAGACACAAACUGUCCUGCCCUGAGCCAGCUAUUGGCAUCAUCCCUUUGGGCACAGGUAAUGACCUAGCACGUGUCUUGCGGUGGGGUGCAGGCUACAGUGGAGAGGAUCAUUACAGCAUCCUGGUGUCAGUGGACGAGGCAGAAGAAGUUGAAAUGGACCGCUGGACCAUUCUAUUUGACGCUCAGGAGAUGACGGAAGAUGGCAAGCAAAACGGCUUCCUGGAACCGCCUAAGAUAGUCCAGAUGAAUAACUACUUUGGCCUGGGGAUUGACGCUGAACUCAGCCUGGACUUCCAUCAUGCUCGAGAAGAAGAGCCGGGCAAAUUCAACAGCAGGUUUCAUAACAAGGGCGUGUACGUGAAGGUUGGCCUGCAGAAGCUGAGCCACACAAGAAAUCUCCAUAAAGACCUAAGACUGCAGGUAGACAAGCAGGACAUAGAGCUGCCCAGUAUAGAGGGACUCAUUUUCCUCAACAUCCCCAGCUGGGGCUCUGGUGCUGAUCUGUGGGGUUCGGAUAGUGAUGCACGCUUUGGAAAGCCUAGGAUAGACGACGGCAUGCUGGAGGUAGUAGGAGUGACCGGAGUGGUUCACAUGGGUCAGGUCCAGAGCGGGCUGCGCUCAGGGAUCCGAAUCGCCCAAGGCAGCUACAUUCGCAUCAUAGUAACCAAGCCCAUCCCGGUGCAGGUGGACGGGGAGCCGUGGAUUCAAGCUCCUGGGCAGAUUAUCAUCUCCGCCGCUGGACCGAAGGUGCGCAUGCUAAAGAAGUCCAAGGUCAAGCCGAAGAAGCAGUCUAGCAGUCUGAGGGAGGGAAGAGCCGAGAGCCCAGUGCCAGGGGAAGGAGCAAACUGAUACUCAAACACUUACGCGCUGCCAGCUCACCAUGAUGUGGGCCACCGAGUUAACAAGGCUGUGCGCAUGGCCUCAGUGGGGUAAUACAGCCCAGACAUUCAUAACGAGCGCUCACAGCGUCCAGAGGAUUAGAGGAGACAUCAGCAGAAACGGAAUAAUAUUUCAGAUUAAAAAAAAAAAACAAAACGAAAAUAAACUCAGAGCGUGUAGUGUUUAGGAGGUAUGGUUCCAAUACAAAGGAAAUCAAGCUCACUUAAGCACCCUUGUCUUGUCAUUUAUUUGAUUGUGCCCCAAGAUGAAGAUGCUGAGCAUUUGAUGUAAAUUAGAAGGGCAUUGCUUUGAAGUAAAGAUGUUUAGAAACUAGAAGGAGCAAAGCAGAGUGGUUAGGGAACGCGAAAGACAGCUUUCACUUAUAGCACAUUUUCCUUUUUCUGUUGUUACUCAGUGACUGUAAAUUUAGCUCUUUAAAAAAGUUUAGCUCUCUUGUGCUGCUUUGAAUGUAAUUGCCAUUACAUGUAAUUGUAAUUAAUCGUAAUUGCCACUGCAACAAACACUGUGUUGGUUGUACCAAGUAAAAGCUUUCCUUGAGCACUUACACCAAGCAAAAUUACAGUCAGCAAAUGAAGUCUCUUUUUUUCAGAGAUUUCUAUUGAGUUUACAUCUACUUUUCUUUCUUUUUUCACUCUUCGAUUGUUACUGUUGCUGUGUAACCGGUGUCUUACCUGAAUUUUACAUGCAGUAGCAAGAACUUGUAGCUUUUUUUCACUAUGCACUACCGUCCAGAAGUUUGGAAUCACUUUUUCAAAAGUUUGGAAUCAAUGUUUUUUAAUAAUAUGCUGCAGAUACAUGCAACUACAAUGCUACUAUUCUAUGGGGUUUUAAGGUUGUAGGCCUGGUGACUCUAACAGAGUUACUGCAGCCCCCAGCGAUGGUAAAAAUUAAUUUAACACUGCUUUGAAAAAAGUUUUCCCACACGUGACCAUAACUGAACAAUUAAACAAGUUGAGUACCCUGACAUCAGGCCUAGAUCAUCCCAUGGGAUUUAUGGACAUAAGCCCAGAGGUCCAAGCCAGAAGGGGGCUCCUGCGAGCAAUUUUGAGAAAAUCUGAACCACGAUUUCACAGUAGGAACUUUGCUAGCACCAAGAAAAAAUGAAAUCAUUUCAGAUUUGUCAUUGUGUUACGGGCGAUCACCAGGAACCAGGGAGAACUUAGAUUUUUUUUCAGCGAGGAAGUGAUUCCAAACUUUUAAACGGUAGUGUACGUGCACAAACAUUCUCACACUGUGCCUAUAGUCUGCAUAAAAAUGUCAAUCAAAGCAAAAUAACAUCAGUCGGACUUAGCGGAGCUUCUUACACUCCUACUAGAUAGAUGAUGAGGGAAGUGUCAGCUGAAUGUCCGUAUCUAUAAAGAAAUGCAUCUUGGUGAAGUCUGAUGAAAUUGCUUUUUCAAAGACUAAAGCAGCUGAGUUUGGGGGGCGGUUUUAAGUCGUCUGAGGCAAGUUUUGUGCUUUGACUUACAACGGAUACCAUUAGGUAGAGGGAGCUAGUGUGAGGUCAGUAAACAAGAACAACUACUAAAUGGAGCUUUUGUGCUCAGUUGUGUUAAGUGACACGUUCCCUUUGGUUGGUCAUAGUCAUGUGGUCAUGUCAAUCAAUUGCGGCCUUUCCGGUCAGAACUCCCGUUCUGUUACAAGCAUGAGCGUUUUAGCAUUGUGACGUGAGUGUGUGUAGAUGAACUCUCGUCCCGGAGUAAUUUACACUGUUCAUUAUGGUGUACUAGACAAAUGAUUGCAGAGUUGUAACCGUGUCCUAUUGUAAAGCUGUACAGUAAAUAUCUAGGUGCAAGCACAAUGCUUCAAUAUAUAGUAAUAUAUAUGAGUAUAUACUGUGUCGUACUGUAUACAUGUAUUUGAUGUACAGUGACUGGUCAGUCCUGUUCCAACAGAGUGUAUUUCUAUGAGGCUGACUGAACAUGUAUUUAUAGUAUUCAGUUAAACUGUAGUAGAGGUGUCGAAAUCCUUAGCCGGCUUGCCCAUCGUACUCAGACAACGCUGAAUUUAGAACAAAUAGGCUGCAAACUCAAACACAUAACUAUUCUUUCUUUUCAUCUACCUCUGUGGUCUUCACUCCUGGUUCUGCUACUUUCUACUGAACUCUUGAAUCUUUUGCUUUCAGGAGAUGGCUGGCCCACCUGGUGUCUAAAAUGCUAACACACCAACCUUCCUUCCCCAGCCCCUUUCCCCCAAAAUGUAAAAAUGGAAUACUCCAGUGUUUUUCAACCAGCAUCUGUAUCAUGUUUAUCACAGAACAAAAACAAUAUAUGUAGAAUCAAAACUCACUUAUAAUAGAAGUCAGGGGGCAGGUGCUUCAAGAAACGCUCAAGUAUUCCCUUAAAUAAGCGAAAUUCUGGAUGCCAAAGGACUGAUUUGAUUUUUUUCGAGAGGUUGAAGCCUUAUGCACUGCAAGGUCGGGUGCCACCAUCCAGAAGUAUUCCAAAAUAAUCCUAUCAAAGACGUACAAUCAUUGUAAUGUGGUCAGAUGAAAGCUCACGUAGCAGCACCGGCCUGGGCACUGUCUCGUGUCCUGGUCUGUGGUGCUCUUCUUUAGCCUUAGUUGGGCUGUUCUAAGAUUAAUAAUAGAAAUUGAAUUGAACGCAUAGCUAACUUGAAUCACAAUUGCAUCGUUAACUGAAUAGAAUUCUCAUACUUUGGAGUCCAUGAUAGAAAUAGAAUUCUAAUUCUUUGAAGUCAUAGAAGUAGAGUUCUUUUUCUCCAGAGGUGAUUACAGGAGUAGAAUUCUAAUUCUCUGUUUAUUCAUCAAGAAUAGAAUCCUAUUUUUUUUUAUCAUUGGACCCAAAAAUGAAUUUUAAUGCUGUUAUAGUUGAUCAUAUUAAAGAGAUUCUAAUUAUCCAAAGUUUCUAAUUCUCCAAAGUUAUUCAUGGAAAUAGAAUUCUAAUUUUGUGUGUUGUGAUGGAAAUAGAAUUCUAAUUUUGUGUGUUGUCAUAGAAAUAGAAUUCUAAUUUUGUGUGUUGUCAUAGAAAUAGAAUUCUAAUUCUCCAAAGUUAUUUAUAGAAAGAGUUCUAAUUUUGUAGAUGUUAUAUCGGAAAUAGAAUUCUAAUUUUGUGUUGUCAUAGAAGGAAAAAUUCUAAUUCUCCAAAGUUGUUUGUUAAAUAGAAUUCUACUUUUGUGUAUGUUAUCAUGGAAAUAGAAUUCCAAUUUUAUGUUGUCAUGGAAAUAGAACUCUCUAAAGUUAUUCAUAGAAAGAGUUCUCAUUUUGUACAUGUUAUCAUGGAAAUAGAAUUCUAGUUCUCUAAAGUUAUUUAUAUAGUAUUCUAAUUUUGCGUAUGUUGUCAUAGAAAAGAGUUCUAUUUCUCCAAAGUUAAACAUAGAAAUAAAAUUCUAAUUCUCCAUAAUUAAUCACAGAAAUAGAAUUCUAAUCAACCUGUCUGCGCCUUCAGUAAAUGAGUUCUUUUGUAGCUACUGUUGUGAGAUUGAAUAAGCUUUGCAAAGCUUUGGCAAAAAUACACCUAAAAAAAAUUGCAAAAAUUCUAUAAAGCUUGUCCAACCUAGCAACAGUUGCUACGAAGGCAUGCAUUUGUGGGUGGGGAUAGACCAAUACUGUGUAGUUCAGUUAAAAUGAAAUUCUAUUUCUGUAUAGAAUUCCCCUCAUAGUGCCUCAUCCAAGUGCUUCUAGAACCUCCGCAGUAUCAGUGUACUGUACGUGUCAUGUCCUGAUAGAAGUGGCCCUUUUACACGACUGAAUAAUAUACCGCUGAAGAUUUUGAGCAUUUAAAAUGUUUAUAUUUCUGUAAAAAACUGUCCGAGAUGACUGAAGGACGUCCUCUGUGAUAAGUCUGUUUCUCUAUAUUGCACCGACAAACCACAUCAGUUAAUCAAAAUCUAGAUGCCAUUAAGUCUAUAGCUGGAAAGUGUCUAUGUUUGAAGCCAGUGCUUCUGUAAACAGCCACACUUUGCAUGGAAUGUGUGAGUUAUAUGCAAACAGGCUUUCCACAGUGGAAAAGAUAAUAUAAACAUUGAUAGAUUUAUAUGAAUGCUCAAAAUUGCGUGCAGCACAUCUUUAAGAAGGACUGUUUCGAGCAGUAACCUUCCCCACUGUAGAAGAAACCGCACAACUGAACUGAGAUCAGCGUAAAAGGGCUGCUUCUCUCAGCGACCGUGUGUUUAUCCCCUCUGUUCUAACCGUUCUGCUGCCUCAGUGGAUGUUGGAAGUGUUGGAGAACCUGUGCUGUUCUAGGUUUUUAGAGCUUCUGUGCCUCCAGGUGACUUUGUUUGGUCAAUUCUGUACUUACAUUAGAUUCUAAUCUGAUGUGGUUUAAGGUUAUUAUGAUUUUUUUCUUUUUUACUGAUUGAAAAUCUAGGGUUAAUGUUCCGAGAACUAUAUUAUACAGUAGAUGUAUAUUUUUGAAAAGUGGUUUUUAAUUUUAACUGCAAAGAAUAUUGCACUGACUGUGGUGUUGUACAAUAUUCUGUGUUGAAUGAAUGUUAAUUAACUAAAUGUAUAGCUAUUGACAUGAGAUGUAUAACAAAAGAAUGUCUUACUGAAAGAAAAUAUAAAUUUCGACUUUUUGAUACGA